AUAUUUGUCAUUUUUAUUGCGAGAGGCACAGUGUUUUUGUUGGAAGUUCCAAGGAUUCAGAGAAAGAGAAGGUGAGAAGAGCCAAUUUUUGAUAGUAAUGAACUUCUUCAGACCACUCGGACCAGCAUUAUGUAUUGAGUCAUGAAGGAUUUUGAUUUCAGGCAAGCCAAAAUAGGACAAGCAAAUGAAAAAAUGGAUGGUCGCCCUGAAGCGGUCAAAACAAGGGCUGAAUUGAAAGAGCAGUUUGAGGAGUUUGAGCUGCUGAAAAACAUCACAAUCAGAUACAACCCAGCCCCGUCGGAAUUGAAACGUUACCGAGAAAGUCAUUUGCUGAAAUUGAAGGCAAAUUGCUCUACGCUGCUCUCCGAGCUGGAGAAUUAUUGGGGCCGAACAAAGUCUGCCAUGGAUUUGAUUUUGUGUAAGAGGCUUGAAAUUUCUCAAAUCGAAAUUGAUGAGAAAAUGAUUGCUGUAUCCAACACAAUAAACGAAGGCAUCAAACAGCUGAUGGAGAAAAUAGAACCACAGUCACUGUAUAAUUCAAGGUCUGUGGAUGCCCACAAGCAAGAAGUUCCGUCAGCAGGCCCCUCCACACCUUCAUCACUCAGUAGCGGAGUUGCUUCAAUUCUGGCCACGGGGAAAGCAGGAACAAAUGAUGCUUUGAUGUCACCCCCAAAAUCUCAGCUGCUGAUCUCCGGAUGCACGAUCACAACUGAAAACACACCUGACAAAAACACUUCAGUAGAGGCGUUAUCACCAACAGCCGCAAGAAUCGAAGAAAUUGAUCUCGUUUCUGACUCGGAAGAUGACGUCCAAAAUGUGCCCGAGACGCAGCCACAGCAACUACCAAAUCAGCAGCCGCAACAACAACAACAGCAGCAGCCGCUACAGCCAGAACAGCAGCAGCAGCAGCCCCCAAUCAAGACCAAGGACGAGAUCAGUUCAUUGAAAAUUGAGCCUGAAAUGAAAAAUUACAACUUGCACAAUGUUGCAUACUUUUAUGAUGAAAGUAAAGAUGGUGGAAGGGUUGAGUGCCUGGUCUGCAGCUGUAGCUACUUGAAUUUUGGUGCUAUUACGAAGCACUACAAAUCCAAACAUCCAAACACAGAGGUUCUGAUAUCGAGAUUCUCGCCUGCCGCCUUGGAGAAAGCCCUGCAAGAAGUGGACAUUGCGACCCCGAUGAAAGGAACCUUCCAGUGUCGCCUGUGUCCGUUGCGCAUGCAAAAUUUAAGCAUGUUCAUGGACCACGUCUCCUCUCACACUGGCGAAUUCAACUACCGGUGCUCCGAGUGCGACUACACCUUCCCUGAGCAGAGGACGCUGUCUUACAGAUCGCACUGGGACAAAUAUCACAGCCAAAAGAAGAGGAUCAGGUCUUCUACAGAGUUCAUCGAGAGGAAUGCGGUGCCGCGUCCACCAGUCCUCAACUUCAUUCCUGGCUACGUUUGCUCCGUGUGCAACUGGGUGCAGUUGAAGAAGAAGAGGGUUGAACUGCAUGUCAAGAAUGCACAGCAUGGCACUUGCGAGGACAUCAAAAUGGUCAAUAUGGUCUCUUGUGUGUCCGUGAGUCCAUGCAAAAAGAAGAAACUCUCACCUACUGAUGUCGAUGAUGAGUUCGACUAGGGUGAAACACCAAGCAACUUGGUGGUAAAGACAUUUUGUUGAUUUUGUAUUCAAACAAUUUUUGUUUACUUGCGGAACUUACAAACUGUUGUCAAUGACUUGUUUAUUGAGAAAAGGAUGUAUGAAUUUCCAUUAUUUAAAUGACAGCUAACGGAUUUAUUUAAAUUCUAAGCUUUAUUUCCUGAAUUUGUUAAUUAAUAUUAAUACUUUGAACUAUUUGGAAUGGCCUUCACUCCAACAGGUGCAAAACAAGUUUGCAUUGGAAAAAGAUAAUUUAUCAAUUUAUGACACCACCCAAUUGUUUAGAAGAGAGGAAAAUUAUAUUAUCAUUUAUCAGAAGAGAUGAUGUACGUGCAGAUUAAAGUGUUUUUCAAAUUCUA
Messenger RNA from Cloeon dipterum, 2000 nucleotides. RefSeq names its product PR domain zinc finger protein 10-like. The record is from RefSeq and is a predicted model, not a curated record. The transcript is spliced from 8 exons. The coding region runs from base 142 to 1620 and encodes 492 amino acids. Lineage: Eukaryota; Metazoa; Arthropoda; Insecta; Ephemeroptera; Baetidae. Gene Ontology annotation, cellular component: nucleus. Gene Ontology annotation, biological process: regulation of gene expression.